AUGAUACAAGAACAGGCUGACUACAAGUCUCUUGAUCUUGCUGAUAUCCUCGAAAGGCUAAAUACUCACGAGUUCCAGCUUGCUAAAAAGAGAGAUCUCUAUGGUUCGAGCUAUGGCAAACCACGUGCCCUGAAGGCCAAGGUUGUGUCUAAGUCUGAAUGUGAGGAUUCUGGUAGUAGCCUUGGUGAUCCUGAAGAAUUGAGCCAGGAGCUAGCACUGCUCGUGAAGAAAUUCCAGAAGUUUUCAAGACGUGGUCGCUUUGGAAAAUCCUCAAGAAGCAGUGAUUCCUCAUCAAGUGACUAUAAGAGAAGGCUGUGCCACAAGUGCAAGAAACCUGGUCAUUAUAUUCAAGAUUGUCCUCAGUGGGAAAAGGAAUUGAAGAAGAAGAAAUAUAAGGAUUACAGUUCUGAUGAUGCGAAGAAGAAGAAGAAAUCAUCAAAAUCCUCGAAGUCUUCAUCUCACAAGAAGAUCAGCUCCAAGAAGUCUCAGGCAUUCAUUGGCAAGGAAAUGGACUCUGAAGCUGAAUCUGAAGAAAAUGAGGAAGAGGAGGCGUCCGAAGAAUCCGAAUCUGGUGUGGCGAGUCUGGCCUUCGCUACUGCUUUCGUUAGCAAGUCCAUCUUCAACACUAAAGAAACUGACCCCACCGACAAGCCUGAUGAAGAUAAUGAUGACUACACUCCCACCUAUUGCUUCAUGGCAAAAGGUGCAAAGGUACUCAAAUACACCUCCUCUGAAUCUAGUGAAAAUGAAUCUGAUGAGAAUCUCAAGCCCAGCUACUCUAAACUUGCUAAGAUUGCUGCCAUUGCUCAUGUUGAUGAACAUGCCAUUGCUCAUGUUGAUGAAGAUGCUAUUGAUCAAGAUGAUGUGUAUGAGUCGGAUGAUGAGGGUCCACCGGAAGAAUUGGAUGAGGAUGGAUUCACGGCACAAGAAAAUCAAGUCUACAAGAAGGUCAAUGGCAAGGAAAGAGGGCCCUCUUUUUUUCACGAUCUUAGUCUUGCCGACAAGGCCGUUGUUGAUGGUGGCAUGAGGUUGUGUUUGGUCGAACCAUCAACUUACCCGAGGAUGGGUGAUCUAAGGCCACCGAGUGAGGAUGAGAAUGCUCAUUUGAAGAAAGGAAUCAAGUUUGGUUGUUUGCAAGAGUUCAAGAUAUGGUUGAGUGACUACGCCAUUCGGAACCAUCGGCCGUAUGUUGUUGGUCAUUCCAACCAAAUGUGCACUACACCAUCAAAUGUGACAAAGAAGGUUGCUCUAGAAGGUCCGUGGAAGAAAGUUAACGAAAUCGGGCAAGGGGAGUUGAAGAGUUGUGCGGCCACCCACGAGUGCAUACUGUCGGACAAAGCGGACCGAAGCAAGGGACACCGUCAACUCAUGUCUGCGUAUCUAGGCUACAAAUUGUUGAAUGAGAUAUCCCACAAUCCAACCGUGAAGGUGAAGUUACUCAUGAGUUUGGUCUUCGAACGAUUCGGGUACGGGGUCAAGUAUGGAAAUGUGUGGAUGGCCAAGGCAAACGCUAUAAGGAUGUUGCAUGGUGAUUAUGCCGCAUGUACAAUAUUCUUCCAAGAAUGUUGGGAGCCAUUGCUAAUCAGAACCUAG
This is a messenger RNA of Triticum dicoccoides, 1593 nucleotides long. RefSeq lists its product as uncharacterized. The record is from RefSeq and is a predicted model, not a curated record. The coding region runs from base 1 to 1593 and encodes 530 amino acids. The transcript is spliced from 3 exons. NCBI's taxonomy places the organism in Eukaryota, Viridiplantae, Streptophyta, Magnoliopsida, Poales, Poaceae. Gene Ontology annotation, molecular function: zinc ion binding; nucleic acid binding.